AAAAAUAUAAUGUCGAUAAUAAGCAACAGCGUUAUUCUCCCUGAGCGAGACAUCCCGAAGACGGACAUCGAGUGGUAAGUUGUUGCUGGUAUACUGCUGCUUACGUAAACUUAUUUUACGCAGCAUUUUUCGGCUGCCGUCGACUUUUACCAUUUGUUUGAAGCAGAACUGCAGUGGCAUCUCGGUCCAAAUCGUAAACCAUCAAAACCCUUUACAUAGGAAACCAAAAUGGCCGCUCCAUCGAUGGCUGCAGCUCUGGCUGCCUCACUUCCCGCCCCCCAAGCCGCACCAACACCUGCAGCACCCACAUAUGAAGCCAUCCCUGCAUCCAUGUCCAAGGCGAUCGACAUCGAGGCUGAGAUACCUCUUACAUGUGUCCAGCUUGAUGGCAUAGUUAUUACUAAAAUUUUGAAACACAGUCGCGAGGCAUUCUCGACAACCGCGCAUGGACUUCUGUUAGGCCUUGAUCUUGAUAGCAUCCUCGAGGUGUCCAACUCGUUUGCAUUACCGAAUCAUAACAGUGACGAUGAUGAAAAGGCGACAAAAUCUAUCGCCCGCUACCAGCAAUCCAUGCUACGAUCGCUAAAAGAAGUUCAAGGAGACGACAACGUCGUAGGGUUUUACCAAGCAACCUCACUUGGUGCUUUCUUCAAUCAAUCACUUGUAGAUACACAAGCAAUCCACCAAGAUAGGCUUAGACAUGGCGGUGUUGUUAUAGUUCAUGACAUUUCACAGACGGCACGCGGAAAUGCGUCAUUCCGUGCAUUCAAGCUGACGCCCUGCAUCCCGUUAAGAGUUAGGACAAACGCGCUUCUGAGUUCGUACUUGAACACGCUUGCGACUCGCUCGACUUCAACGUUUUCGGGUGCACAUCCGGGAGUGGCAACGACAUCAGCGUUACCUCCGUCUUAUUCAGUGCUUGAUAUAGGCAAUAUGGGACUGACGAAGAAUCUGGAACAAGUCGCCGAAGCGAUCGAUAAUUACCGGACAGAAGAAGGGAAUGUCGCGUAUCUGUCGAGGCAAAUCGCACGGGAGAAGCUUCGUGCGGAGACAUAUGUUGCGAAACGGAAAGAAGAGAAUGCGCGGCGGGUGGCGCAGGGAUUGAACGCGCUGCCUGAAGAAGAUGUAGGCAGGUUGUUCAGAAUCCCGCCUGAGCCGAGCCGGUUGGAGAGUAUGCUCCUACUAGGACAGGUGGAUGCUUACGCGAAGAGCCUUGAGAGUAUCGCAAGUACGGGAUUAGUGAAGAUGUAUGCAGCCAAAGCUAGCUCUGGUAUAUAAGUUUCCUUGUAUUUUACAGGGGUCAGACCAAUGAUGGAUUAGCGUUUGAGAACAA
Suillus subaureus is the source of this 1333-nucleotide messenger RNA. RefSeq lists its product as uncharacterized. Gene Ontology annotation, molecular function: protein binding; metallopeptidase activity; translation initiation factor activity. NCBI's taxonomy places the organism in Eukaryota, Fungi, Basidiomycota, Agaricomycetes, Boletales, Suillaceae. Bases 229 to 1278 code for a protein of 349 amino acids. The transcript is spliced from 6 exons. Gene Ontology annotation, cellular component: eukaryotic translation initiation factor 3 complex; eukaryotic 43S preinitiation complex; cytoplasm. The record is from RefSeq and is a predicted model, not a curated record.